CUAGAAAAUAAGCGUGUAUUUUAUGUCAUUGUGUUUUUCUAUAUUACAAAGUAGCAUUUAGUGGCCGUGUAAUGUGUAAGAAAGUUGUGUGAUACAGGUGCAGGAGGGCAGACCAGCUGACUGAGGAGCAGGAGGAGGGGCAGGCAGGCUGGCCGAGGUCCUGCUGCACGCCGACACUGAGCACACUUGAACGGAGGGAAGCUGCGACGCGCGCCGCUGCUGCUGGUUCUGAGCCCCCGGCAGCCAUCAGACAUUCACCUGUCUAGGAGUUUAGCUAGCAAGCUAAAUAGUUGAAAGUCUGAAAAAAAAAAGUCUCUACAGUAAUAAGUUAAAGAUAGGAGCUGUAACUAGUUGUUGCAGUUGCAGGUUAAAAAUGUCUAUCUUACCGUUCACCCCUCCAGUUGUGAAGAGGCUUCUUGGCUGGAAGAAAGGAGAGCAGAACGGACAGGAGGAAAAAUGGUGUGAAAAGGCUGUCAAAAGUCUGGUGAAGAAGUUAAAACGGACGGGACAGCUGGACGAGCUGGAGAAGGCCAUCACAACACAGAAUGUCAAUACGAAAUGCCUAACUAUACCCAGGUCUUUGGAUGGACGUCUGCAGGUUUCCCACAGAAAAGGUCUUCCUCAUGUGAUCUACUGCCGCUUGUGGCGCUGGCCAGAUCUGCAGUCCCACCAUGAACUCAGAGCUGCCGACCACUGUGAAUUUGCCUUUCACACCAAGAAGGAUGAAGUAUGUGUCAACCCCUAUCACUACCAGAGGGUGGAGACACCAAUUUUGCCUCCCGUUCUAGUGCCACGACAUACAGACAUCCCUGCCGAGUUCCCACCACUGGAUGACUACAGCCCAUCCAUCCCUGAAAACACCAAUUUUCCCGCUGGCAUUGAGCCCCAGAACAACUAUAUUCCUGAAACUCCCCCACCAGGGUACCUGAGUGAGGAUGGUGAGACAAAUGAUCACCAGCUUAACCACAGCAUGGACACAAGUUCACCCAGCCUGUCACCCAAUCCUGUAUCCCCUGCAAACAAUAAUCCUGACUUUCAACCUGUGACAUAUUGUGAAUCUGCCUUCUGGUGCUCCAUCUCCUAUUAUGAGUUGAACCAGCGUGUUGGAGAGACCUUCCACGCUUCCCAGCCCUCCCUUACAGUAGAUGGAUUCACAGACCCCUCCAACUCCGAACGCUUCUGUCUGGGCUUGCUGUCAAACGUCAACCGCAACUCAGGAGUAGAGCUCACACGCAGACACAUAGGUCGGGGUGUGAGGUUAUACUACAUUGGGGGUGAGGUGUUUGCAGAAUGUCUCAGUGAUAGCGCCAUCUUUGUCCAAAGUCCUAACUGCAACCAGCGCUAUGGGUGGCAUCCUGCCACUGUGUGCAAAAUACCUCCAGGCUGCAACCUGAAGAUCUUUAACAACCAGGAGUUUGCUGCACUGCUCUCUCAGUCAGUCAACCAGGGAUUUGAGGCAGUCUACCAACUCACCAGGAUGUGUACUAUUCGGAUGAGUUUUGUUAAGGGUUGGGGAGCUGAGUACAGACGUCAGACAGUGACCAGCACCCCCUGCUGGAUAGAGCUACAUCUUAACGGUCCCCUUCAGUGGUUGGACAAGGUCCUCACACAGAUGGGCUCCCCCAGCAUCCACUGCUCUAGUGUGUCCUAGGAGCAGCCCUCCUUCCCAUCCACACCCAAAACCCCCAUAGGAAUCAAUCCACAGAAACAGCAUUUCCCCUGCUGUAUUUGACAUUUCUCAUCACAUGUACAGCACUGUCUUUAGUGUCUCAAUUUCAUGAUCAUUGUAGGACAUUUUUAUGGUUUUUAUUAUUUUCAGAAGACAGAAAUGCAUCUUCAUGAUUAUUCUUUUACAUAUUAUGUCCAUCCUUCCGGUUAAUUAACUUUACAUUUCACAAAGGAGACUGAAAUGUUUGUUUUCCAAGUUGGAAGAUAUGCAGUUUCAACUUGGCCAUCGACAUGUUUUAAAACAUUUUUGAUUCUAUGAAUUAAUCAAUAUUAUGAAUAAGCCUUUAGUGUCCCAGCAAUCACUGAAUUGGGAAGCUUAUUUAUUAAACAAACCAUAAAUUAACAUGAGAAAUGUUAUUUAUAGUGACAGAAUAUAUUUCAUUAAUAUUUUAAGUAGAAGGUACUAUCCUUUAUUGAUUUAUGAUCAAUAAAGAAACCAAUUAUCUGAUCAGUGAAUUGGUAUUUUGUCUAGUUAAAAAAACAGCAUCAGUGUUUCUGAUAUAGAGCCCUUGUAUUAAAAGUAUUUUGCUCAAUGAAAGAGACAUUUUCUAAGUUAUUUUUGCAUAUUGUCCUGCAUGAGAAUCUAUUUUUCUUAUUGCCUAAAUAUGAUUGUACAUAAAUAUUUAUAGCUUGUGUAAUCUGCUAGUCAUCCAUUGCUUGAAAGGGUGGGUCAAAGUGAACUCUGGCAUGGGUGGAUUCACAGUAAGACUACUUGGAUGAACUUUUCAGGUGAGUUGGUUCUGAAGUGUGGCACAGGAAUACUGUACCAACCAUUAGUGUUAUUUGAUAACGGGCUCGAUGAGUCAUUAUAGUAGACUGACUGAAUCUGGACACCAUGUGACUUGAAAUAUGAAGUGUACAGUGACCAAGGUUGUGUUCAUCUGUUGUUGGCAGUGUGGAGUGAAAAAAAACAAUGCAGGUCCUCUUAUGUAUUAUCAAUUGUUAACCAAUGGUACACUAUGCUCCUUAUGGGUAAAUGAUGCAUUUCAAGUUUAUUGUGUCACUUUAA
This is a messenger RNA of Oreochromis niloticus (Nile tilapia), 2737 nucleotides long. It is a transcript of the gene smad3b, whose product is annotated as SMAD family member 3b. Gene Ontology annotation, cellular component: heteromeric SMAD protein complex. Bases 374 to 1651 code for a protein of 425 amino acids. Gene Ontology annotation, biological process: transforming growth factor beta receptor signaling pathway; cell differentiation; activin receptor signaling pathway. The record is from RefSeq and is a predicted model, not a curated record. NCBI's taxonomy places the organism in Eukaryota, Metazoa, Chordata, Actinopteri, Cichliformes, Cichlidae. The transcript is spliced from 9 exons. Gene Ontology annotation, molecular function: I-SMAD binding; DNA-binding transcription factor activity, RNA polymerase II-specific; RNA polymerase II cis-regulatory region sequence-specific DNA binding.